Molecule: messenger RNA, 1482 nt
Organism: Strigops habroptila (Kakapo)
Lineage: Eukaryota; Metazoa; Chordata; Aves; Psittaciformes; Psittacidae
Gene: WAS
Product: WASP actin nucleation promoting factor
Exons: 12
Coding region: 1-1380 (459 amino acids)
Biological process (GO): actin filament polymerization
Cellular component (GO): cytoplasm; actin filament
Molecular function (GO): actin binding; microtubule binding
Source: RefSeq, a predicted model, not a curated record
AUGAGCCGGGGGGGGCCCUCGGGGGGGGACAACGUCCCCUCAGAGCUGCUGCAGCACCAGGAAAACCUGCGGCUCUUUGAGCUCCUGGGCCGGAAAUGUGUGGCGCUGGUGACGGCCGUGGCGCAGCUCGUGGUGGCCGAGCCGGGGGGCGCGGGGGGGGGCGCCUGGGCCCGGCGCGGCUGCGGCGCCGUGUGCCUGGUGCGGGACAGCGCCCGGCGCUCCUACUUCAUCCGCCUCUACGAGCUGGGCGCCGGGGCGCUGCGCUGGGAGCAGGAGCUGCAGGGGGGGAUGGGCUACACGGCCCCCACCCCCUUCUUCCACACCUUCGUCUCCCACGAGGGCCAGGCGGGGCUGAACUUCGCGGAUGAGAGGGAAGCGGCCGCCUUCGAGGGGCUGGUCCAGGAGCGGCUGCGCCGGCGCCAGCAGCGGGCGGAGAAGCGGCAGCUCCCACCUCCACCACGCCACGGUGAUGAGCGUCCUGGGAGCCUGUCCCGCACCUCCGCGACCCCUGCUGAUGGCAGCGCCCCUCUUCUGCCAGCCGUGCCCAUCAGCAACCCUGACAUCACAGCGUCCCGCUACCGGGGGCUGCCCAGUCCCACGGCUGGACCUACAGUGAGCCCCACAGCUGGGGACCAGAAGAAGGGCCGCAAGAAGAUCUCCAAGGCCGACAUUGGCGCCCCGUCUGGCUUCAAGCAUGUAGGUCACAUCGGUUGGGACCCCAGUAACGGCUUUGAUGUGGCAGCGCUGGACCCUGCUCUCCGGGCCCUCUUCGCCCAGGCCGGCAUCACCGAGGUGCAAUUGGCUGACGCCGAGACCUCGCGCCUUAUCCAUGACUUCAUUGCUGACCGGGGCGGGCUGCAGGCGGUGAGGGAGGAGCUGCGGCGCCAGGGUCCUCCCCCCCCGCCGAGCCGAGGGGCUGCCCCUCCUCCUCCUCCCCCUCCCGGGCCCCCCCGCAGCCGCACGGGGCCGCUGCCUCCACCGCCAGGGGGCGCCUUGCCUCCACCGCGCGGUGGCCCCUCCCCUCCCGCGGUGCCCCCGCCCUCCCGGCCCGUGGCUCCGCCCCCUGGACGAGGCCCCGCCCCCCCGGGGGCCACCGCGGCUCCGCCCCCACCUCCCCCGCUCCCCCCGCCGGCCACCCCCGGCGGAGGCCCCGCCCCCCCCACCCCCCCGGCGCGGGGGGCGCUGCUGGACCAGAUCCGCCAAGGGGUGACCCUGAACAAGACCCCUGAGUGCCCCGAGGGCAGCAGCAGCGGCGCCGGCGCAGGGGGGCUGGUGGGAGCCCUCAUGGACGUGAUGCAGAAGCGCAGCAGAGCCAUCCACUCCUCGGACGAGGGCGAAGAACUCGAGGAGGAGGAUGAAGACGACGAGUGGGACGAUUGAGCCCAUACCUCACCCGCACCGCAGGCUGAGAACCCCACCUCCUUCCCCUCGCCCCCCCACCUGUGAGACAGAACCAUUAAAGGCAGCACUAAUCACCGCUAA